This is a messenger RNA of Suillus paluster, 3138 nucleotides long. RefSeq lists its product as uncharacterized. The record is from RefSeq and is a predicted model, not a curated record. Gene Ontology annotation, biological process: division septum assembly. Bases 1 to 2916 code for a protein of 971 amino acids. Gene Ontology annotation, cellular component: division septum. The transcript has 10 exons. NCBI's taxonomy places the organism in Eukaryota, Fungi, Basidiomycota, Agaricomycetes, Boletales, Suillaceae.
AUGUCGCAAGUGAAGAUCCAACUUCAGCCACCCCCAAAUGUCGAUUUUGUCGUUGGCUAUCCCGGGAUACCACCAGCUGCGAAAGAUCGUCCUCAGGCAGCAGUUAAAGGUGCUGUCGAGGUCCGCGUGGGUCCCCAGGGUGCCAGAGCAAAGUGGGUACGUGUCGAGCUCAAGAAGAUCGAGACGCUCCCUGGCGGUGGUCAGACGAACUCCUACUUUGACUUUGUCGGCUCCAGUCCGAUAAAUCUAUGGCAGUCGAGUGAAGAGUAUGGGUUAUUGCAGUCACAAGACCUCCCGUUUAAUAUCCGUAUACCUGAGUCCAUUCCGCCAAGCAUUGCCCUCGAAAGAGGCGCUGGCAUCCGCUACGAGCUUGUCGCGACUGUUUGUACUCUUGGCAAGAAAGGUUUCUUCCGCCGCCGAAAAACUGUUGUGACAUCCCAAGCCACGACAAUCAUUAUCGAUAAGCAUGAACUCCACUCAACGUGGCCUGUAUAUGCGCAGGCAGAAUCACGUUCCGUUACUCAAGAUGGCGUACAUCUCACAGUGGAGCGCCAACGAACAUGCUUCGGACCAGGCGACCGUGUAUCUGUCAUGGCUAUCCUCAAAUCAGACUCAGUGCAUCCAGUUGUCCUCCGUGGUUUCGAAUUUUCUCUCAAAGAAACAAUGAUAUUCCGCGCUGGAACUCAGGCUGGUGCCACGGGCAAGCGCAGUGGGCCGCAGGUCAAAGUUGGGCUUGUUGGCGAGCAGAAGGUGCCCCUCAGUGUCACGUUGUUUGGCGGUAUGCAGCACAAGGCGGAAGUCGGGUGUUUGAUCCCAAACACACACACUACUACCACGCUCAAUGCUGCGAGGCACAUUGACAUCACAUAUGCGAUCGUAGUUAAAGCGUGGUUCGGCUCGAUGCAGUCGGUUACGAUGGAGCUUCCUGUUAUUGUCUCGAACUGGCCAAGGAGUGUAUCCGAGGAAGCCAUCAGACGUAUCGGUAUUGCCCCCAGCCUUUGUAUGACCACCCCAUCGAGCACUGCACCGACAGUCCCGAUAACCCCUCGCCCUCUCACCAGCCACUCACAGACAUCCGACUACAACUCCUCCGCUCAUGGGCAUGGGCGCACACCCCUGUCGCCUCCAGCCUCAUCCAUCCAGUACAAUACCGCCCCCGGUGCACAGAACGGCGAUGGCCAGCGUGAUGAUCUUGAAGUCGACGAGGUCGGCGCUCUCAAGAGUCGGCAGUCACGUAUGCCAGGCACAGUAGAUCACCCCGGGUACGGCUUGUCAGCACAUAACUCUAUGGGCAGUAUUCAGGAGGACGACGCCGUUAAUGUACGCCCCGUCGCUGGCUCGGGACGUAGACGACGUGGCUCGGCCGUUGCUGCAGGAACACAGAACCGCCUCACGAUUACUAACAUUAGUGAUCGGGAUGCAGAGGUGCGGGAGGCUGUAGAAGAAGCACAGAUGGCUGCAAGACAACCGCAGCCGACGACACCACCGAUGAGGGGUCAACGUUCGUGGAUCUCCGCCGAGGAAGAAAAGAGGAAGUUGUACGAGAGUGCGAAGGCUAAGGUCGAGAAGGUCCAGGGUAGUAGUGCCAUGACCCCAGAACGCAGUGAAUCACCCCCGCAACCGAAAGGCUCUCCUUCGUCCCGUGCUGCCUGGCCAACAGCAGAAGAGGAGAAAGUCCGUCUGUUCGAUAAAGCUCAAGCCACUGCCAAACGCACCCAAGCACUCGGAUCCUACUCAAGCCACAGCCGAGAAAGUUCGGAAGCCAAUGGGUCUCCCGGAUUUUCGAAACCCUCUCGUAGCGUUAAUUCCAUGUCUGCAGGUGCUGCCCUCUACCAGCACGCAAUAUCCUCCAUGAACAAGAACCCCCCGAACAACACGAGCCCCAGUGCCAGCACGAAUGUCAGCCCCCCACGCUCUCCUCACCCACCGUCACCACCUGCUUCGACUUCCUCUAAGGUUGUUCCACACUACCCGUCUGCCGAGGAGGAGAAGGCCGCCCUGAAGCGAUACCAUGAGGCCAAGCUCGCUGUCGAUCGGAGCCAGAACACCCAGUACGCGUCUCGCGAAGGGAUAUCGUCGUCCUCAGCACCUGUUGCCUACGAUACCCUCUACCCCUCUGCCAGUGUCUCUCGUAGUGCAUCCUACGGCGCGCAGCCAGGUGGGUCUGAUAUGCCCCCGCCGUUCGAUGGGCCCAAUGGACAACCACAAUAUUUGAAUGAAAAAGAGAAGCUGAGGAGGCACCACGAGGCACAGGAUGCGGCCGCCAUGGCUGCACAAAGCUCGUCUGCCGCGUUGGACGCAUCGCCCUCAUACACCGCUUCCCCAUCAUACUCUCCACCUGGACAAUCACCUGCAACUAACGGCCUGUCAGAGAAAGAACUCCUCCGGCGGAGGUAUGAAGAGCAAGACGCAGUGGCACUUUCCCAGCAGCAGCAGCCCCAUCCGACUCCUCCACGUGUCGUCAACGGCUCACGACUCCCGGCUCCCCCCGGACCACCUUCUGGGGGUGGCUCCAGACCACUCACAGCAGCCGAGGAGAAGGCACAGCUACGUGCCAAAUACGCUGCCGAGGAUCGGCAGACCAAUGGCAGCGCAUCUCCGUCCGCGUCAGGCUCCAUCUCUCACCACCCGCUGCCUUCGAGUGCCUUAGCCCCGCCCCCGCCUCCGCCGCUCAUGCCACGUCCGCCCGCCGAGUAUAUCCAGGAGACACAAGAGGAGGACGCUCGCGUGCGGCAUUAUGAUAGCAUAAGCAUGGGGAUUCAUAGUUCGCCUAUGCGCGUUGGGUCCCCGUUUGCGGAACCAGGAAUACAGCUUGACAUCCGCCCAUUCACGCCAUUCAGCGUUGGGCUGUACGAUUCUGGCAGUCCUGCAGCGCAGCGGCCCCAUCCGCCGCCUCCCUUGCCGCCGCAAAAAUGAUUUGUAUUCAGUGUUAGUACCAUCUUAACGCCUUAUUUCAUGUUUUACGAGUUAUCAACGGAUCUUGAUUCUUUCCAAUGUUGCCACUGCCAAGUUGGUCAGUGUAUUUCUGUCUAUCGUUACAUUUUUCGACGUAUUACAGCACUACAUAUGACGAUGGGCUAUAUAAUAACACAGUGGUGGCAGUAUCAUUAGUUCUACAGUGUUCGACAUUCCUUAUAC